This is a messenger RNA of Cyclocybe aegerita, 1560 nucleotides long. The record is from the annotation of a GenBank genome assembly. Lineage: Eukaryota; Fungi; Basidiomycota; Agaricomycetes; Agaricales; Hemipholiotaceae.
UGCUCGCUCUGGACUCUAACAUCAUCAUCGACGUCGCCGUCGCAGUAUUCUUCAUCCUUCUGAUUGUCUUCUUGGACAGAAGGUCAAGAUACCGGCUUCCGCUCCCUCCAGGUCCUACGAGGCCUUUCCUUAGCGAUAACCGGCGAGAUGUCCCGGCUGCGUUGCCCUGGAAGACUUUCACGGCUUGGCAGAAAGAAUAUGGCGAUGUUGUAUCAAUCCAGCUGGGUCGUACCCCAGUCAUCAGCUUGAACACCAUCAAGGCGGCCAUCGACUUGCUGGAGAAGAGAGGAAAUAUCUACUCAAGCCGCCCACGUCAUAUAAUCGGGGGAGAGAUCUACUCGGACGGAAUGCGUGGAAUAGGAAUGCCAUACGGCCAGAGAUGGAGGAACUGGAGAUCGGUCAUGAACACGGGGAUGGGCAUCGAAGCUUCUCAAGGUUACAAACCCCUCCAGGACGCUGAAUCCAAAAUAAUGCUCCGAGACUUAUUGAACGCCAAAUCUUCCUCGGAGAGAUCCUCCUUCGUCCGACGGUUUAUCAUAUCUGUUGUCUUUUUCGUAUCUUAUGGCAGACGAAUUUCGUCGAUGGAGGACCCUACUAUCCAGAUGAACGAGGAGAUCGAACACUGUAUUAUCGGGGCACAGAUCCCCGGAAAGCAUCUCGUCGAAUCAGGGCCGAUUUUACUCCUUCUCCCGGGGUCCCUGCAAUGGUUCCGCUGGAAAUACGACAAACAACGCGAGAGGGGGACGAAGUUCUACGUCGAGCUCAUGGAAUCUGUCAGGAAGAGGAUGGCCGAGAACACAGCCCAUGCCUGCACGUCGACCAAAGGGUUAGAGAAGCAGGAACAAUUCGGCAUGAACGACGUCGAAUUGGCGUAUGCACUGUCGUCUCCCGGGCAAGCUGGGGUAGGAACGGACUAUGCCGCGUUCCAUGUGUUCUUGAGCAUGUUCAAUUCGAAUUCCUUCAAAUGCAUGAAGCGAGCCCAAGAAGAGAUCGAUUCUGUAAUCGGCCUUGAGAGGCUUCCGGAAUUUUCAGACAUGGAGUCCUUGCCUUACGUCCACGCUCUCAUAUCUGAGGUCUUGAGGUGGAAACCAAUAGUCCCGACCGCCCUGGCGCACAGCGUCAUCGUCGACGACGUCUAUGAAGACAUGUUCAUACCCAAAGGAAGCACGAUCUACGGCAAUAUCCAGGCGAUGUGUCUGGACGAAGAGGUCUUCCCAGAGCCAAAGAAAUUCCUGCCCGAACGGUUCUUAACACCCACCGACCCACGCCUGGCGAAUUUCACGCUUUGCUUCGGGUUCGGACGGCGGAUCUGCCCUGGCAUACACAUCGUGCGCCAGUCUCUGUUUAUCACGAUCGCCAGGAUACUCUGGGCCUUUGAUAUCAUGCUUCCGAUUGGUCCUUCAGGAGAACCGAUCCUGCCAGAUGACAAAGACUUCAGUACCGGCCUGGUGAUCCAUCCAAAGCCGUUUGAGUAUAAUAUGGUUCCGCGAAGAGAUGGGAUCAUUGAAUUCUUGAAUGAAGAGGCGAGGAAGGCAGACGAGGAAGUGUUGGCGUGGUAGG